Prionailurus viverrinus (fishing cat) is the source of this 3702-nucleotide messenger RNA. RefSeq names its product forkhead box A1 (gene FOXA1). The transcript is spliced from 2 exons. Lineage: Eukaryota; Metazoa; Chordata; Mammalia; Carnivora; Felidae. Gene Ontology annotation, molecular function: transcription factor binding; DNA-binding transcription factor activity, RNA polymerase II-specific; protein domain specific binding. Gene Ontology annotation, biological process: cell differentiation; regulation of transcription by RNA polymerase II; anatomical structure morphogenesis. The record is from RefSeq and is a predicted model, not a curated record. Bases 429 to 1865 code for a protein of 478 amino acids.
GGGCGGGAGGCGCGGCGGCUGGACUGGCGGGCGGUCGCCUCGCAGGUGCACCUCGGGCUUUGUAGGUGCGAGCGUCUUUGUGCGGCGGACAAAUGGGGAGAGGACGAGGAGGUGGGCACUCGAGCGACGUAAGAUCCACAUCAGCUCAACUGCACUCGUCUCGCAGAGGCCACCCGCUCACUUCCCGCGGAGGCGCUCCCGGGCGCCGCGCUCCGCGGCCGCCGCCUGCCCCCGCCCGCCGCGCCGCCUCCGCCGCGCACGCCGCGCCCCGCAGCGCCUGGCUUCCUCCUUGCUAGGGUGGCGUUGGGCUGGCGCGGGCGUUCGGGUGACUGCAGCUGCUCGGCUCUCCGCCCCCCGCCCUGCGCCGCGCGGCUGCCCCGUCGCUUCGCACAGGGCUGGAUGGUUGCAUCGGGCAGGGUGGCUCCAGGAUGUUAGGGACUGUGAAGAUGGAAGGGCAUGAGAGCAGCGACUGGAACAGCUACUACGCGGACACACAGGAGGCCUACUCCUCGGUCCCCGUCAGCAACAUGAACUCGGGCCUGGGCUCUAUGAACUCCAUGAACACCUACAUGACCAUGAACACCAUGACCACCAGCGGCAACAUGACCCCAGCUUCGUUCAACAUGUCCUACGCAAACCCGGGCCUGGGCGCCGGCCUGAGUCCGGGCGCGGUGGCUGGCAUGCCAGGAGGCUCCGCGGGCGCCAUGAACAGCAUGACGGCUGCGGGCGUGACGGCCAUGGGGACAACGCUGAGCCCCGGCGGCAUGGGCGCCAUGGGCGCGCAGCCCGCGGCCUCCAUGAACGGCCUGAGCCCCUACGCCGCUGCCAUGAACCCGUGCAUGAGCCCCAUGGCGUACGCGCCGUCCAACCUGGGCCGCAGCCGAGCGAGUGGCGGCGGCGACGCCAAGACUUUCAAGCGCAGCUACCCGCACGCCAAGCCGCCCUACUCGUACAUCUCGCUCAUCACCAUGGCCAUCCAGCAGGCGCCCAGCAAGAUGCUCACGCUAAGCGAGAUCUACCAGUGGAUCAUGGACCUCUUCCCUUAUUACCGGCAGAACCAGCAACGUUGGCAGAACUCCAUCCGGCACUCGCUGUCCUUCAACGACUGCUUCGUCAAAGUGGCGCGAUCCCCGGACAAGCCAGGCAAAGGCUCCUACUGGACGCUGCACCCGGACUCCGGCAACAUGUUUGAGAACGGUUGUUACUUGCGCCGACAGAAGCGCUUCAAGUGUGAGAAGCAGCCAGGGGCCGGGGGCGGAAGCGGGAGCGGAGGCGGCGGCGGCGGCGGCGGCGGCGGCGGCGGCGCCAAGGGCGGCCCGGAGAGCCGCAAGGACCCCUCGAGCGCCGCCAACCCCAGUGCCAAUUCUCCCCUUCAUCGGGGCGUGCACGGUAAGGCGGGCCAGCUAGAGGGCGCGCCGGCCCCCGGGCCGGCUGCCAGCCCCCAGACUCUGGACCACAGCGGGGCGACAGCGACAGGGGGCGCCUCGGAGUUGAAGACUCCAGCCUCCUCGGCGGCGCCCCCGAUCAGCUCUGGGCCAGGGGCACUGGUUUCUGUGCCACCCUCCCACCCGGCGCAUGGCCUGGCACCCCACGAGUCCCAGCUGCACCUGAAAGGGGACCCCCACUACUCCUUCAACCACCCCUUUUCCAUCAACAACCUCAUGUCCUCCUCGGAGCAGCAGCACAAGCUGGACUUCAAGGCGUACGAGCAGGCACUACAGUACUCGCCCUAUGGCGCUGCGUUGCCCGCCAGCCUGCCGCUCGGCAGCGCCUCGGUGGCCACCAGGAGCCCCAUCGAGCCCUCAGCCCUGGAACCAGCGUACUACCAAGGUGUGUAUUCCAGACCCGUCCUAAACACUUCCUAGCUCCCUGGGACUGGGGGUUUGUCUGGCAUGGCCAUGCUGGUAGCAAGAGAGAGAGACACACAGAGAGAAAAUCAACAGCAAACCAAACCACACAUAUCGAGCCGACAACAGCAUAAUAAAAUCCCAACUAUUUUUAUUUCAUUUUUUUGUGUGUGUGUGCACAAUCUUUUCCCCAGUGCAAAGGACUGUUACUUUGUUAUUGUAUUCAAAAUGCCUUGUGUAUAUUAUUACAAAGAAAACCCAUCCCAAACCAACAAAAAAAAAUUUUUCCUGCCAAGUUUAACGAUCCACAAAUGUAUAUAUAAAAUCUUCCUAUUUCCUUAUUCCUGUCCCUUCCCUCUUUCCCCUCCAGACACAUUCCAGUCUGUGCAGGGUUUAUUUAAAAAAAGAAGAAGAAGAAGAAGAAAGAUGGUCAAACUUGUAAAAUAUUUGUUUGUGCUUCCCCCCCUUCCACCACCUGACCUCUCCACAAGUUUACAGGUCUAUGGCAAUACUCUUAACCAUAAGAACUGAAAGAGUGAAGAAACAAGUAGACACUAGGGACUAUUAAAAGUAUUUGAAGGACAAUACUGCUGUUAUGCAGCAAAACAUAAACUGAUUAUAAACAUCAGAGCCAUUUGUUAUUCAGCUUACAUUUCUGAUACAUUCAGAUAUGGAAUACGUAUAUAUUAUGUACGAACUUAUUUAUGCACAUGCUCAGAUAUGUAGACAUCCUCCAUAUAUUUGCAUAACAUAUAGAAGUAAUACGUAGGUGUUAUACAUGCUACAUUUUCAAGAGUUGCCUGACCAAGAAGUUACAAAGACAUCCCUCUCCCUUGUCCUCUCUACCCACAUAUAGCCCUGGGAAUCAAUUCCUCAAGAAUUGCAAUCCUCAAUAACUCUGCUCCUUGCUUUGCAGAGUGCCAUUGUCAUGUCAUUCUGAGGUCACAGAACAUGUAUAAAAUUAGCUUCUCUGUAUCUAUACCAUUUAAAUAAUAUUUUUUUUCCAGGAAAAAGGGAAUAUUACAAUGUUGGAGGAGAGAUAAGAUAUAGGGAGUGGUAUUUCAAAAUUUGGUCCAAGAUCCCAAAAUCCAAUUGAUUGUGGCCAUUUUAAUUAUUGCCAUCAUGUGCUUGUUUCAUUCAGUGUUAAUGCACUUUUCACAGCUGGACAUGGUGUUAGUAUAGCCAGACGGGUUUCAUUCUUCUUCUUUGCUUUCUCAAUGUUAAUUUAUUGCAUGGUUUAUUCCUUUUUUUUUUCUUUAUAGUUGAAAUUACUUUAAAUGAUGGUUAAAAUUACAAAUUAAAAAUGUUAAUUUUAUCAAUGUGAUUGUAAUUAAAAUAUUUUGAUUUAAAUAACAAAAAUGAUAAAUUUUAAGCCGUGGAAUAUGUUCUUGAUCAUUUGCAGUUAAGGACUUUAAAUAAAUCAAAUGUUAACAAAAAAAAGUAUUUCUGUUAUUUUCCUUAAUUAAGUCCAAAAUAGGAAUUCUGAUUAUGAUAUUUUGCAAAGUCCGGCACUGAAUAUAAAUGGCAAAAAGGAAAAUGAUCUAAAACAAAAUUGUUUUGUUUAUGUUUAUUACAUGAACUUGAGGCUAGUAAAAAGCAGUUACAGUAAUGUAAUAAAAGUGGGUAGAUAAAUUGAUGUGAUAUCCCAAGAAUUGAGAUUUUUAAGAUUGUUUAUUCCCGGUAAUGUUUACUUCAGUUUUUGAGAUGAGCUUAAGCCUUCUAUGCUUCCUUUGAGCCUGUCCACAAUGAAAUCAAAUUCAUUAAUAUACGGUGCCCCCUUCCUCAAUGUAUAAUUUUCCCUUAUCUGAGAAGUAUUCUAGGAGAAUAAAAUAUCAUAUGUGGCUGAUAAAAUUAA